AUGAGCACCCGUCAGCUGUGCCGGCUCGUUGCCGCACGCCCUCUUGCCAAACCCAAUCACUCGAUUUGCACCUGCUAUCGGCACUAUAGUCAAGUGAGACCUGUGUAUGUUAUAUCAAAACCUGAAAAAUGGCGCAAUUCUGCCCCGCAUUUCUAUUCAGUCCAGUCCCUCGACAUGAGGGUGCGCGAAGGACCGCACAAGAACGCUGACGAUGUUUUAUUUGACAUGUUCAAGAAUGAAGACACGGGUCUCCUUCCCGUUGGAAAGUUUUUGGCCGCCCUGAGGACCACUGGCAUAAGGAAAAAUGAUAAUCGUGUAAAAGAAGUCAUGCAUAAUCUAUACAAGGUGCACAAAGAGUCCAACUUUGAAGGCGGUUCACCGGAGACAUUGAAACUAGACAGGAAGACCUUCAAAGAGGUGAUCGCACCUAACAUCGUCCUCAUCACGAGGGCGUUCCGCAGUCAAUUCGUAAUUCCAGACUUUCAAGAUUUUAUCAAAGACGUUGAAGAAAUGUACUGGGCUGCCAAAAGUAACACUGAUGGUAAAGUGGCCAGCUACAUCCCGCAGCUCGCUAGAGCCAGUUCUGAAACUGGGGUGUCAGCAUUUGUACUAUAGACGGUCAACGAUUUUCUAUCGGUGAUGUGACGGUCCCAUUCACUCUACAAUCGUGCAGCAAACCACUCACAUACGCGAUGGCACUUGAAACUCUAGGACCCGACGUGGUACACAAAUAUGUUGGCACGGAGCCCAGCGGCCGCAACUUCAAUGAACUCGUUCUGGAUUAUAACAUGAAGCCACAUAACCCGAUGAUAAACGCGGGAGCAAUUCUAGUAUGCUCAUUAUUGAAGACCUUGGACCGGCCCGAGAUGACUCUCGCUGAAAAGUUUGAUUACGUCAUGUCGUUCUUUAGUCGGCUCGCAGGCAACGAAAGCCUUGGUUUCAACAAUGCAGUAUUUUUAUCUGAACGCGAAGCUGCCGACAGAAACUAUGCACUUGGCUUCUACAUGCGAGAGCAUAAAUGUUAUCCGGAAAAGACUAAUUUCCGUGAAUGUAUGGACUUCUAUUUCCAGUGUUGCUCAAUGGAAGCCAACUGCGACAUCAUGUCUAUUAUGGCUGCUACUCUGGCCAAUGGUGGUAUCUGUCCCAUCACUGAUGAAAAGGUACUACGGCCCGACUCGGUACGCAACGUGCUUUCUCUGAUGCAUAGCUGUGGAAUGUACGACUACUCAGGACAGUUUGCAUUCAAAGUGGGACUUCCUGCAAAGUCUGGCGUAUCUGGUGCUAUGCUCAUAGUUGUCCCCAAUGUUAUGGGCAUUUGCACAUGGUCACCACCUUUGGACCCUCUGGGAAACAGUUGCCGAGGCUUGCAAUUCUGUGAUGACAUGAUUAAGAGGUUCAACUUCCACAAGUACGACAACAUUCGUUACGCCAGCCACAAGAAGGAUCCUCGUCGGUACAAGUUCGAGUCUGCGGGUCUCAACAUUGUCAACCUCUUGUUCUCGGCUGCUAGUGGUGAUCUUAGCGCUCUACGACGCCACCACCUCUCCGGUAUGGACAUGACUCUGUCGGACUACGACGGUCGCACUGCGCUACAUCUGGCAGCUGCCGAGGGUCACCUAUCCUGCGUAGACUUCCUGCUCGCUCAGUGCGGAGUCCCACACGACCCUCGCGAUCGCUGGGGCAGCCGACCACUUAACGAGGCCGAGACCUUCGGACACACCGCUGUCGUACAAUAUUUGAAGGAGUGGGAGCAGACGCACCCUACCGACAAAACCGUGGGCGCAGCUGCAGGCGCGUCGAUGUCGAUGACAUAUUGAAAGUUAAACCAGACGCAGAUGACGCCGUUAAAGACCCCAGCAUCCAGGAGAUUGUGUCCAGGAAUGGAGACAAAGUGCAAUAG
Spodoptera littoralis (African cotton leafworm) is the source of this 1900-nucleotide messenger RNA. The record is from the annotation of a GenBank genome assembly. NCBI's taxonomy places the organism in Eukaryota, Metazoa, Arthropoda, Insecta, Lepidoptera, Noctuidae.